ACAGGAAGGUCAGGUGUAAGGAUCAAGGCUGCAUUUAUAUAAGGACAGAGGAAUAUGCACUGGAAAUCCUUGCUUGGAAAGGGAAAAGGCCAGAGGAUAUGGAAGGGCAAACUAUGAGGAGCUUCAUCUUUGUCCUCACACUGGGCAUUUUCUCAUGUUCAGGCUUUCCAGUGUACGACUAUGAUCUCCCUGUCACAGAAGAGGCUCUCAACGCUUCCAUUGCAAGGAUCAACUCUCAGUCACGGGGGACAAACCUGUAUGGUGUUGUCAGGAGCCACGUCACAAGAGUUGACAUGUGGAACAGUGAUGCCUAUAGACUGGAGCUGCAGUUCAGCAUCCGUGAAACGGAGUGCACGAAAGCAUCGGGGAGAGACCCGUUCACAUGUGACUUCAGAAUUGGGCCUUUUGUGCCAACCACUUUCUGCAGAAGUGUUGUGGAAGUCUCCCAUGAGCUCAUCUCCAACAUUGUUGUGCAGUGCCAUCAAGGCGCAUCCAGCUCCGAAUCACUGAGCAGCGAGGAGUUUAUGCACAUGCCCAUAAUGAACCCCAACAGGCGAGGCAGCAGCCGCAGAGAAGACGUAUUUGCUCCUGAAGCUUUCCCUUCAAGGGGAAGAGGCAGCAGCUAUGGAGACUGGCAUAAACCCAGCUACUUCAGCUCUGACAAGAUGGAAUAAUACCCUUUGGUGCUGAGUGUUGUAGCUGGUCCUGGUUCUUUGGCCUGCAUCCUGCAUCUGCAGGGCUGGGCGCUACCCAGAUGCUCCUGGACAAGCUCCUCUCAGAGGGAUGCUGUAUCUGUCGUGUGUGGAUGCUCCCUUCUGGCACAAUCUAUCCCUAAAAUGUUAUUAACCAAUGUGUCUUGCAGAAGAAUGUCAGGUUGCCAUGGUGACAAAGUUGCUGAAGAUACAGUGCAGGCUACAGACUGCUGUGGAAGCAGUCACAUGCUCCCUUGGAAAAACACAUCCCAGAUUUCUUCCCCAUAUUGUAGCUCUUAAUUCAGAUGCAAAUCCCAGAAGACAAUACAUCAGCUUCUAACCUGAGCCAGCUCUGCUUUGAGACUUUGCAGUAUUAUUGAUCUGUGUCCUGUACUUACUUCCCUGUUGUUAUCUUUUCCAUCAGUCUGGUUCUUUUUUUCCCUUUACACCAAUGAACAGCUGACAUUUCAUCUGUGCACAUGUGGAGUGGUUUGUGGAUGCACAAUGACAGAUUCCUUGUGGUGUGAUUCUGAUGCUAAACCAAUAAAUAAGCAGUUCAGUGAAGCUGGAUGCACUUUUUAUCUGAGGCCAUGGAUGUUUGGUUAUUUCUGUCAAGUACGAGACAAAUCCUGAGCUAUGCCAUUUCUCCCCCUCCCUUGUC
Messenger RNA from Neopsephotus bourkii (Bourke's parrot), 1353 nucleotides. RefSeq names its product secreted phosphoprotein 2 (gene SPP2). Bases 99 to 674 code for a protein of 191 amino acids. Lineage: Eukaryota; Metazoa; Chordata; Aves; Psittaciformes; Psittacidae. Gene Ontology annotation, cellular component: extracellular region. Gene Ontology annotation, biological process: bone remodeling. The transcript is spliced from 7 exons. The record is from RefSeq and is a predicted model, not a curated record.